Sphaerodactylus townsendi is the source of this 1632-nucleotide messenger RNA. It is a transcript of the gene HDHD3, whose product is annotated as haloacid dehalogenase like hydrolase domain containing 3. Lineage: Eukaryota; Metazoa; Chordata; Lepidosauria; Squamata; Sphaerodactylidae. The record is from RefSeq and is a predicted model, not a curated record. The coding region runs from base 260 to 1012 and encodes 250 amino acids. The transcript has 2 exons.
GGCUCUUCAGAGGGGGUGGCUGUAACACGCCCCCCCACCCUCCGCCGGUUGUGAUUCGGCCGCUGUGUUUAGCCCCCGGCUAAACACACAUCGCCAUGCAACGGAAGUGUUCCUAACGGUGCUGCAGUGCAAAGCGGAGGAAAGCAACUUUGCUCUGCACGUGCUCGGAGACUUUUCUUUUUAAAAUACCCGAUCCCGACUUGGCAGUGGAAAAUAGGAUUCUGGCCCAACUUAGCCCCGUGAAAGAGGGCUGGCUUAAAUGAGAAGGACAUUCAAAUGUUAUGCCACAAUGUUGAAACUACGGCUUUUGACAUGGGAUGUGAAAGAUACUCUGCUUCGACUCCGGAUUCCUGUGGGCGAGAGUUACGCUGCUGAGGCCCAGGCCCAUGGCCUCCAAGUGGAAGCUGAAGUGCUCAACCGGACUUUCCACUGGGCCUACCAGGCUCAGGCCCAGCGCUUCCCCAACUAUGGCCAAGACAGAGGCCUUAGCUCCAAACAGUGGUGGCUGGAUGUAGUCAUGGAAACCUUCCGGCUCUCAGGAGUCCAUGAGGACAAAGUCCUCCUGCCCAUUGCGGAGAAACUGUAUUAUGAUUACUGUAGCAAUCGCACCUGGGAGUUGCUACCGGGUGCCAGCAAGACCCUCCAGCAGUGCCGGCAGUUAGGUAUCUGCAUGGGUGUCAUCUCCAACUUUGACCGGAGGCUGCCAGAGAUUCUGGCUCAGUGUGGCCUCCAGCAGCACUUUGAAUUUGUCUUGAGCCCCGAGAAUGUGGGCUUUGCUAAGCCAGACAAGAGGAUUUUUCUGGAAGCCCUGCGAAUCUCUGGGGUACCCCCUCCCUUAGCAGCGCACGUUGGGGACGACUACAUGAACGAUUACAGGGCACCGAGGGAGGCAGGGAUGCACAGUUUCCUAAUUAUGACAGCCAGGAAAACUGACAGCUGGGAGGCAGAAGUGCCUCAAGAGCAUAUCUUGUCCACACUCACAGACUUGCCCUCUCUUAUAGAGAAAGGCUAACUCAGGGCCUUCAAUACUGUGCACAAUUCCUGUUGAAGCCCUUCCUGGAUUGGACUGUUCGCCAUUAAACCGAAGUCCAUUGAAGUCAAGGGGCUUAGCAAAGUAUGACUCUGCUUAUGAUUUUACAGUUAGAAUAGUAUGGGGUUGUUGAUUUGUUUUGAUUUUAUGUACUUCUACAGUAAAAAAAAGAAGAAAAUGUAGGAAGCUAGCACACCAUACAAAGAGACUGUCACCUGGCCCUUGCCAUGACAUGCUCCCUUCCCUCACACAAGCAGCUUUUUAUAUGGAAAAUUCUUUUAAAAUAUCCUGUCCCACUUAUAGAUCAGAAGUGGCACAGGCAGGAAGGAUUAUGCCACAAGAUUUUACAUGGUAUUUAGAAAGCAGAAAAGCAGAGCAGGAAGAAGAGAAGCCUCAUGUCUAACAACCUGAUGAAAAACCACAUGAGCAAACCAACCAAUAGAACUGUGACCUUUGAUAUUUCAUGUUUCUAGUUCCAGUUAGCUUAGCAGCUGCCAUUAACAGAGUAAAAUCCAGUGUUUCUGAGACCAACCUCUUUCCUUCCGCUUUUUUUAAGUAACACAUUUUGUUUAACACACAAUAAAUUUCUGUCUUGACUGGGA